Molecule: messenger RNA, 1251 nt
Organism: Rhizopus microsporus ATCC 52813
Lineage: Eukaryota; Fungi; Mucoromycota; Mucoromycetes; Mucorales; Rhizopodaceae
Exons: 4
Coding region: 205-1251 (348 amino acids)
Source: RefSeq, a predicted model, not a curated record
GCUCCUCCCUUAGCGCCAGAGCGUCGCGAGUUCUUCCAUAGGACCCUUCAAUUGCCUCUCUUUUUCCACAUUGUGUCUUUCUAUAAUCCUUUCGAAUCUGACCCUCAGUGUACUGUUCCAAGCGGCGACCUCUCUUAGAUUAUCAUCACCGGUGACUUCAACUAUCAUCCUCAUUCUUCCCGACAAUUAUCCCACCAUUCAGACAUGUCUUUCUCCAUCACCGCUCAGUCUCAGUGGCAUCAAUUUGUUAGUACAUACCUAACAGAAUGCGUCCACCCUUCUUUGGACCAAUCUAUGCCCACCUCUCGUAGAGAUAAUGUGUCUACUACCAUCGAUUAUGUCUUCCUAUCCCAAUCUCUCAAAUCCCACCGCACUCGCUCUUCAGUGACCUUCAUUAAUAGCUUUUGGACUGAUCAUGCUUUAUUGAGUGUCUUCUUUAAAUUUAGCAGUUCACAACAAGGAAAGUGUCGUAUUUAUCCUAUAAUACUUAAUCUUGUUAUCAGCUUUGUUCCUCUGUACUUGACAUUCAUCUUCCAAUUGAGGGUCCCGCACUCACCUCAGGACCUAUGGGAUCAAGUGAAACAGGAAGCUAAACGGAUCACUCGCUCACACCAACGUAAUCAUCUUCUAACUAAUCACUCCCUUCCCGACUCAUUACAUCCCCGUUUAUCCUCGAUUGAAGCAAAAAUUAGUCAUAUCCAACAGAAUCUUGCCGACUCUAAAGCUCUUAAGGCACGAAAGCACUGGCAAGAGCAUGGAGAACUUUUUGCGGAUUCCAUAAGAGCACAAUUGAUCGUCAAUUUUCUUCCCACGCCUGCUGAAUUACAGGAUACUACUGUUUAUUUCUCCCGUUCUCUGUUCACUCCUUCGCUAAUCGAUCAAUCCUCCGUAAACGGUCUUCUAGAGACUAUUCCCAAGUCUGAUGGCAUCAAUUCUAAUGAAGCUGACUUGCUUCUUGACCCUUUUACGCUUGAUGAGCUAUUAACCGCUACUAACCGUGCUCCCAGACGCAGCAGUCCUGGCCUGGACGGCCUUCCGCAUGAAAUCCUAAAGCUUUCAUUCUUUCACAUUGGCAUCUUGUGUUUGGCUGCCCAGGUUUUUGACGAUGCUCUACUCACUGGAAUCUUCCUGGCCUCUUGGCAGAAUACAUGCAUUUCUCUGUUACUAAAAAAAGGUGAUCUGACUACACCCGAAAUUGGUGUCCAAUUGUUCUCAUUAAUGCCGACGCCAAAGUUUUCACCCGCCUACUAA